Molecule: messenger RNA, 1185 nt
Organism: Dinoponera quadriceps
Lineage: Eukaryota; Metazoa; Arthropoda; Insecta; Hymenoptera; Formicidae
Product: stromal cell-derived factor 2
Exons: 5
Coding region: 153-812 (219 amino acids)
Source: RefSeq, a predicted model, not a curated record
GUUCCUCUCGAUUAUUUGCUUACGUACCGGUGACACGAUGCAGACACGUGGAUCAUACCAAUGAGAAGCCGACACGUAUUUACGCCCCUGUGCUAUCCUCCCGACGUCGCUACCCCGCUACUUUUCUCUGUCAUUUAUCCAAAGUAAUUACAAUGGACUACACGCUGCUCCGUUUGCUUUUUCUGCAUCUUACGAUUCUCUUGCUUCACAUAAAUUACACCCAAGGUAAGGGGGCACAUCAUGUAACCUAUGGUUCUGUAAUCAAGUUGAUGAAUACAGAUUACAACUCAAGAUUACAUUCUCACGAUGUAAAGUAUGGAACUGGUAGUGGACAGCAAUCAGUAACAGCCAUUGAGGCCAAGGAUGAUAAUAAUUCCUAUUGGCUUAUUAAAGCAGAGUCUGGAAAAAUAUGCACGCGAGGGGAGCCAGUCAAAUGCAAUAGUAUUAUCAGAUUGGAACACAGUGCAACAAAGAAAAAUCUUCAUUCGCAUCAUGUCUCUUCACCUCUGAGUGGAAAACAAGAGGUAUCGGCAUAUGGAGAAAAGGGAGAAGGUGAUACUGGUGAUAACUGGCUGUUGAUUUGCUCAACUGAUUUCUGGGAGAGAGAUGAUGCAGUUGUGUUAAAACACAUUGAUACUAAUACGUUUUUAUCUGUCAGUGGAAGAGUUUAUGGUUCCCCAAUUAGCGGUCAAAUGGAGAUAGUAGGCGAGUAUUCUUCGAACAGUCCUCAUACAAUGUGGAAGGCAAUGGAGGGUAUGUUUAUUCAUCCCAGUGACUUCAAAGCACAGCAUCAUCACCAUACAGAAUUAUAAUCUUUAUAGCGAAAACUGUAGGCUCAAUUUAUAAAUGAAUGCGGCCAGUUGUCUAUCACAGUUCAUCUAUCGCAAAGCUCAACUUUCAUGUGAGCAUCAUAAUAAAAUCAAUAUAAAAAUCUCACUAAAAUGUCAAUAAAACCUUAAUUAUAUAUUAUUAAUUUAUAUUUAUUGAUGAUUAUCUGUUUAGUACAAGUUGAGUUUUUUUUCUCUUUUACCUUGCUUUCUUAGCAAUUCCAAAUGUGCGGUGAUCAUAAGAGGUGUAUCUUUGUUUUGUCGCGUGUAUGAAUGCGUAAAUGUGUUGUACAUAUUACUACUGACAUAUGUAUUAUAUUAAGCCGGUGCAUAACAAUAAAGUGUAUUAGUAUAUUGA